AUGCCCGCAGAGUACUCCACGGCUACAGUUACAGGUACAGGCAACGCUUCGACAGCCGCCGGCAGCGGCCUUCUACAGGAAGUGCACUUUUUAUCCGCAUGUUUGCUGCACUGGUACGCAGGGCAUGGCAUUUACACUGCCACUUCACCAAUAAUCUACGAUUUCAUUCCAACAAACAAGAAGGAAAUUAAGAAACCGAAAGCGAAGAUGUAUGACGCUGCUUUGAUUUUUGUCGCUCGAACAAGAGAUGCAAUUGAACAGAUAUUGAAAUGGCUUGUUCUCUGCGCGCUCGAAGAAAGGUGCAUGGCGGGCACCGGUAAUGAGUCUCUUCCUUGCAGAUUCGGAAACCGUUUCUCGGAUGAACCAAGGUGCCAUAGGUUCGACCAAUCUGUGGUGAAUCUUCUAGCUGCCAAUGCUUUUUGGUAUGAUAGACACUAUUAUGAAAUCUCGGACAACUGUAAAUGCGUCGACACGGAUGGAAGUAAUUAUGACUUUUGUUAUCACUUACCUGAAAAUAGGAGUGUUCAUGGUAGAAGAUUCUCCUGCCAAUAUCUACCAGCACUCAAAAAAUUAGGAUUACUAGACACUUCUGGAUUAUCUUUGAUUUGGAAACAAUCUGCUCCAGUAUUUGUCACCGCAUUCUCAAACAAUCAUCAACAUGAGGCUCUAAAUCUUGUUAAAAGUGUUGCAAAAUACUUUUUGGACCAACGCAUGAUAAUAUACGAUCUGGGGAAUGUCGAUUCUAACCAGUUUAAGGAAUGGAAAUUUCUUGAGUUUCGUAAAUUCAACUUUGAAGAUUAUCCCGGAUAUGUUGCGUCACUAACCGAGUUUAGAUGGAAGCCAUUAGUCAUAGCGGAAACUCUUCUUGAAUUUGGUGCUAUAUGGUACAUGGAUAGCUCUGUAGUUUUCAAAAAGAGUGAUCUCAAUCACGUCUAUGAGCUUGUGAAAUGUAGAGAGAUCGUCAAAGAACGACCUCCUUUGCUGUCGUCAGAAGAAAGGGACGAGCGCGAGAACCGAACAGCACAUGAAAGCGGCUGGGAAAUUUCGCAGUGGCGAGCGAAUCUUGCUGAAUGCAGGAAGAUUAACCAACAAUUUUUAAAAGGCAGCAUAUCUGUUCCACGGUUACACGGGACAUGGCAUCUAUACUGCCACUUCUCCAGGUUAGUGAUUGAGAUGACAAUUACUCUUAUGGUAUCACUAAGCACUGGUGAUGAGUCAUUAUUCUGCAAUUUCAAGGAUCGUUUCUCGGAUGAACCAACGUGCCAUAGGUUUGACCAAUCCGUGGUAAAUCUUCUAGCGGCUAAUGCUUUCUGGUAUGACAGACACUACUAUGUAAGUGAGAUCGUCGACUUCUUCAACAUCAUGAAAGGAGGAUGA
Cylicocyclus nassatus is the source of this 1377-nucleotide messenger RNA. NCBI's taxonomy places the organism in Eukaryota, Metazoa, Nematoda, Chromadorea, Rhabditida, Strongylidae. The record is from the annotation of a GenBank genome assembly.